AAGAUGAAGAAAGCGGCGACUAAUAAUAAUGAACAUGAACUCAACCUGGCUGAAUCCAUCAGUUUCUACUACUAACCCUUUCUUCUUUUCAUCUCCUCCUGUUCCUAUUAGAGCUUCACAGAUGGCAGCCACCACCACCACCACCAACAAAAUCAUCGACUCCCAUUUGCACGUUUGGGCAUCUCCCCAACAGGCUAUGGACAAAUACCCUUACUUUCCUGGCCAAGAACCCUCCUUACCUGGUAAUUACGAUUUCUUGCUACAUUGUAUGGAGGACGCAGGCGUAGAUGGUGCAGUUAUCGUGCAGCCCAUUAAUCACAAGUUUGAUCAUUCAUAUGUAACAAGUGUGUUGAAGAAGCACCCAUCCAAGUUUGUUGGUUGCUGCCUUGCAAAUCCAGCACAAGAUGCCACUGGACUCCACCAACUUGAACAUCUUAUCUUGGAGGAUGGUUAUCGUGCUGUUCGCUUUAAUCCCUACUUGUGGCCAUCUGGUCAGCUGAUGACAAAUGAAAUUGGAAAAGCAAUGUUCUGGAAAGCAGGAGAACUGGGAGUGCCUGUUGGGAUCAUGUGCAUGAAAGGUCUUAACUUGCAUAUCUCAGAAAUUGAGAAGCUGUGCACUGAAUUUCCCAAGACAACACUAGUGCUUGAUCAUUUAGGCUUCUGCAAACCUCCUACAAAUGAGGAUGAAGACAAAGCUUUGUCACAGCUGUUGGAGCUAUCAAGAUUUCCACAGGUAUAUGUAAAAUUUAGCGGCCUCUUCAGAGUUUCAAGAAACCCAUUUCCAUAUCAAGAUUUAUGCCCGCUUCUUUCUCAACUGGUCUCUAGCUUUGGUGCCAAUCGUCUCAUGUGGGGAAGUGAUUUCCCUUUUGUUGUUCAAGAGUGUGGUUACAAGCAAGCAAAAGAAGCCGUAUACGUAAUUGCCAAUCAACUGCCUUUAUCAUCUUCUGAUUUGGAGUGGAUCAUGGGCAAGACGGCUAUGCAGCUUUUCCAAGGACAGUCUUGAUUUCAUCACUGCUUGUUUUGCAUAUGCAAAAUGCUUUAUUAAUUAAUGUAUACUCAACCACUGCACGCAUCAAUGCAUGUCACAACAAGUAACAAGUCUCUCUUUUUCACU
This is a messenger RNA of Cynara cardunculus var. scolymus (artichoke), 1114 nucleotides long. Its product is annotated as 4-sulfomuconolactone hydrolase. The transcript is spliced from 9 exons. Gene Ontology annotation, cellular component: cytoplasm. Gene Ontology annotation, molecular function: carboxy-lyase activity; hydrolase activity. Bases 29 to 1003 code for a protein of 324 amino acids. NCBI's taxonomy places the organism in Eukaryota, Viridiplantae, Streptophyta, Magnoliopsida, Asterales, Asteraceae. The record is from RefSeq and is a predicted model, not a curated record. Gene Ontology annotation, biological process: secondary metabolic process.